Messenger RNA from Cryptomeria japonica (Japanese cedar), 1478 nucleotides. RefSeq names its product B3 domain-containing protein LOC_Os12g40080. The coding region runs from base 209 to 1006 and encodes 265 amino acids. Gene Ontology annotation, molecular function: DNA binding. The transcript has 3 exons. The record is from RefSeq and is a predicted model, not a curated record. Lineage: Eukaryota; Viridiplantae; Streptophyta; Pinopsida; Cupressales; Cupressaceae.
UUUGCUAUUUUCGGAGAAUUGAUUGUAUUCGUACAUCUACAAGGUGACGGCGUUUGUGGAGCUACUGUUCUACUUAUCUUCCUAGUAAAAUUAAUUUACACUUAACUCUUCACGCAAUGUAGAUCAAGUACAAAAUGGAAUUUAUUUGCCUAUACCACUGUAUAUUGGGAGGUGAUUAUGGUGGUUACGAGAGUCUUAGUUUUUAAUCAUGGCGACUGACUGCAACAGAUUGAAGACAUGUAAAGCUUGCAAGAAAAGAUGUUUUCAAUUUCAUUCUUCGGAGGCUUCAAAUUCCACUCUCUGGUCCUUUUUCAAAGUCAUGGAUGACAAGUGCUCACCUUUUUUGGAGAUUCCUUCCCUACCUGCAAAGCAAAUUCAGUCAGAUGGAUGCGGAUAUGUUAUUGUGGAGGGCCCAACUGGGUACCUUUGGGAGAGCAUACUCUGUUUUUGUGGCACUUCUCCAUCUUUCAAGACUGGUUGGGAAAAAUUCGUUUCAUAUCAUUCCAUCCAAGCUGGAGAUAUUAUAUUUUUCAGAAAUAUGGGAGAGAGACUGUUUAUUGUUCAAAUAUUCCAUCCCAGUGGAUAUGAAAAGCAAAUAACACACAAAAAAGAGGUUCCAAAACAAGAGGGUUCUGAUUUGUGCAGAAAUCAGGCACACCAAUGGCUCUCUUCCGAGCAUCCAAUGAUCUUGGACAGUGACUCAGAAAAUCACUUUGACCAAAAGCCACCAUUGCUAUCAUGUAGCCGUGUAAAACAUAAUACUGAUAGUAAGCAUUCCAUAAUUCAAUCAGGGCGUAAUCGUCGUUAUGCAGCGAGGUAUUCCAUGAUUCAACCAGGGCGUCAUCUUCGUUAUGAAUCGAUGCUUUCCAUGAUUCGACGACGAGAGCGUUAUCAUCGUUAUGUAGCGAAGCGUCUUCAACCAGGGCCUAAUCUUCGUUAUGCAGCGAUGCUUUCCAUGAUGCAACCAGGGCGUAAUCAACCAUCUACUUCUGACCUUUCCAAUUAAGCUUUGUAGAAAAUGGCUUCACCAAUCAAGGGUAGAAGUGGUGUUAUUAUGCCAGAGUAAAAAAUGGCUGGUGACAAAUGUAGGAAACCGUAAAGAACUUGGGAUUGGAUCUGGCUGGAAAGAAUUUGUUGUCGACAAUCAGCUUAAGUUAGGAGAUACUUGUACUUUUGCAUUGCAAAACACAGAAAAAUAUGUCUUUGCAGUCAAAAUAUUCAGAGGCUAAUAUGAAAAUUUCAAGCCCAUUUUACAAGCUUUCAAGGGUAGGACAUGUCAUAUACAGAGAAAUCUAAUAGUAAUGGCAAGAGAGUAGAGCGGACAUGAAGUUCCAAGCCCAAAUAACAAAACCAUAGGGCUAUUUUGGAUUUCUCAGUUGAAACUGCUAUUGCUAUGCUUAUAGUUGUUUUGCUAUAUAAUGUAAGAUUUGACAAUUCCUAAUUUUACUCUUUUAGUAAAUUCGUUACGAACUUAGUAA